Pieris macdunnoughi is the source of this 2382-nucleotide messenger RNA. NCBI's taxonomy places the organism in Eukaryota, Metazoa, Arthropoda, Insecta, Lepidoptera, Pieridae. The record is from the annotation of a GenBank genome assembly.
AUGCCUUCGACCUCGCGGUCGCGGGGCUCCGGACGAGCCAGUGACGCCGCGCCACGGACGCAGGUCAUAGCGCCUAUGUCGGAGCGGCAACAACUGGCUCUUGUGAUGCAAAUAUCGUCACAAGAUGCUCCUCCAGCCGCUCCGACCCCAGCAGAAGAACGAAAACGGACAAGACAACAACGAAAUGAACGUGGAGAAACCCCCCUCCAUGUUGCAGCUAUAAGAGGGGAUCAUGACCAGGUCAAAAAAUUACUAGAACAAGGACAAGACCCUGAUGUGACAGAUUUUGCAGGAUGGACACCUUUACAUGAAGCAUGUAGUUAUGGUUGGUUGCAAGUAGUAGUGGUACUAGUAAAUGGUGGGGCUAAUGUGAAUGCAAAGGGAUUAGAUGAUGAUACUCCUCUUCAUGAUGCUGCCACUUCAGGCAACCUAGAGAUGGUUAAAUUUCUUAUUGAGCAUAGUGCAGAGCCUUUCGUAAAAAACACUAAAGGAAAAGCCCCAUCAGAUUAUGCAGCUCCACACAUCUACGACUAUAUACUAUCCUUGAAAGAUAAUAACGCGAGAGCUUCUCAUAUUGCAAGAACAAGGGAUGACAGCAACAAGAAAAGUGGCAAUGCAAGUACAAACAGUGAAGGCAGUAAAAGAACCAACAUGGAGGGCCUAGCACAGGGUGAAAUUGAAGGAAAAGAGGCCACCCCACAAGAGAAAGGCAAUGCAGAAAUUAAAGAUGAAGGUUCUCAGUUGAGUAGCGGAGUAGUGUCAUCCACACAGGAUGACACUAACAUAAGUAGUAAGAAAGGAAAUUAUGAAGAAAGUCAAGAAGCUGACACACCCGAGGAUGACGUUUCUAAGCGGAAGAAGCGUAAAGAGACUGAAGAAAAGGAGCCGAUGGCUAAGCCUGCACCUGUAGCUAGGACUGGGACUGGGCGUAAGCCUGGGCCUGCAAGCAAGACGGGCGCGGUGCCGCUAAGUAAAGGCGGCGCUUCGCCCAACGUUAACAAAAGUGCUGCCACUUCGUCUACUGGGAAGGCUCAAGCUACAGGCAAAGGGGCUUCAGGGAAUAAGGGGAAAACAGGCUCCGGUAAAACUGGUCUGCAUAGUGGAAAGCAAGACCGUAGGAGUCCUGUAGCAAGUCCUAAACCCGGCCAAAGUAAGGAUGAUGGGGAAAGUGAAGAGAAACCACAAGAAGCAAUGGCACCAAAAGUUCCACCUUUGAAGAUAGUUAUUCCUGGUGGAGCUGGUGGUUCUGGAAAUAGGAAUGAACAGGAAGAAGGCGUACAGCGUGGAGGAGGAAAGGGGCGUGGUAGUGCAUCAACAUUACCUUAUGUAAUACCAUGUACUACGGACACAGCGCAAACAUCAGACAGUUCUGAUGGAAAUUCAGAUGACAAGCGAGUGGAAUGCAAGGGCGGGCAAAGAGUACUGCGUUCGCAUAGAACGAACGACGCCGACAAAGAUAAAGGAAAUUGCCCGCAAAGCUCAGACCGAUCGGGAUCUAACCAAAUUCUGAGUUCCCAUAAAAACCCACUUCCAGGGGCUGAUGAUGCGCCGUCAACAUCUGGAAACUCAGGUGGGAGAAACGAAUCAGCUACUGCGGGACAUUCGGCCGACGUCCACCCAAGGAAGAGAAAGAUCAAAGCCUCUAAAGAGAGCCACUCAAGGGAGCCGACUAAGUCCGAACAUUCUGAAAAUAUCGCCCAUAAUGUUACGCAUUCCAAUCCCUAUCAAAUGUACAUACACAAAAGGAAACAGAUAGAGCGCCGUCAAAAAACCCUCUUUCCAGUCAAACCUAAACCGCCCAAAGACUUCAAUAAGUACCUGAUGAAUAGAUGCACCUACACGCUUCAAAAUAACGUGAACCCGGAGCCUCAGGUUGAUAUUCCCAUUAACAUGCCACAGCAGAUGGUCACAGAGUUUAUGUCGCAAGAGAGGGAGAGAACCCGGUUACGGGUACAGCAUCAAGUUGAAAAGGAAAAAUUGGUUUUGGCUGUGGAGCAGGAAAUUUUACGGGUGCAUGGACGGGCUGAACGGGCGGUUGCAAAUCAGGCGCUGCCGUUUUCAGUUUGCACGAUAUUACGUGAUAAAGAAGUGUAUAAUGUACUAGCGCCCGAUCAAGAAGAGAAGAGAAAUGCGCAGAGAUCAAGAUGUAAUGGAAGGCAGAUCAACUCGUGGUUGCAGGAAGUAGAUGACAAAUGGGAAAAGAUUAAGGAGGGCAUGUUGCGGCGACAGCAUACUGAAGCGGAGACACUUCACGCUGUACAAAUUAUGGGUUGGGAAUGGAAACUCAAAGAGCUUGGUCUAUGUGAUCAUAAAAAUACUCCGAAAAUUGAUGCGACACACGUACCUCAAAUACACGUGUCAAAUUUUGAUUUGCCCGCUUGA